This is a messenger RNA of Lobosporangium transversale, 2496 nucleotides long. Its product is annotated as glycoside hydrolase superfamily. Gene Ontology annotation, biological process: ergosteryl 3-beta-D-glucoside catabolic process. NCBI's taxonomy places the organism in Eukaryota, Fungi, Mortierellomycota, Mortierellomycetes, Mortierellales, Mortierellaceae. Gene Ontology annotation, molecular function: steryl-beta-glucosidase activity. The transcript has 4 exons. The coding region runs from base 1 to 2496 and encodes 831 amino acids. The record is from RefSeq and is a predicted model, not a curated record.
AUGUCACACACAACUUUCUCCUCUGCCGAACCCCCCCAUAUCUCUGGAGCAUCCUCACGCCUAAGGGUAGAACCAAACGACGUCUUUUUCCGUGACUCGGAUAACCGCGCAUGGCUUUUACGGGGGAUUAAUCUUAGUGGGUCAUGCAAGUUCCCUCGUUAUCCAGUCCCCGUACCCUCGCAUGUGCGCGGUGACGCAUUCUUGAAGCCGCAAGGGCAUCCUGAAAGUUCUAAUGCUACUGUCGAUGACCAUAGUGACCAUAUCUCCUUCGUAGGAAGGCCAUUUGAACUAGACAGGGCCGACGAACAUCUUGCACGAUUAAGGCAUUGGGGCUUUAAAAUCAUCCGUUGGGUAGUCACCUGGGAAGCCAUUGAGCAUCAAGGGCCAGGGAUCUAUGAUCAAGAAUUCCUAGACUACACUAUCUUGGCAUUGUUGAAAACAAAAGAAUAUGGAUUUAAGGUCAUGAUCGAUUUUCAUCAAGAUGUGUGGUCAAGAUUCAGUGGAGGCUCAGGGGCACCAUUAUGGACGUUUCACAUAGCUGGGCUCGAUCCGCACCAUUUCGCAGCCACAGGUGCUGCAGUUGUGCACAACACCUUAUUGGAGGAUGAGCCCUUGCAGCAAAUGGUUUGGCUGACAAAUUAUUACAAGUUAGCCUGUGCUUCCAUGUUUACGCUUUUUUAUGCUGGCAGGCUCUUGGCUCCAAAGUGUACGUUCAACUCUGGCACUAAUAUCCAGGAUUUUCUUCAAUCUCACUUUUUGGGUGCCAUCGAGGCUUUGGUUCAGAAGAUUCAUGACUGCAAGGACAAAGAUGGGAAUCCAUUGCUGGAGGACCAUGUUGUCAUAGGAUAUGACUCUUGGAACGAGCCAUCGUGCGGCUGGAUCGGUUUAGAACGCCUGGAUGUGCUGUCAGAGGAACACGAUAUGAGACAGGGAGAUAUGCCAACGCCUCUUCAGUCCCUGAUGCUGGGAGAAGGUUUAACUGUCCGAGACAUUGCAACCUACCGAAUCGAGCUCGUUGGACCUGUGAAAUCCGGUUCACGUAUUAUAGAUCCAUCAGCACAUCCUUCAUCACAAGGAAAGCCAGUCAAAGCCUGGCUGUCCCCUGUACUACGCGAUCGAUAUGAUUCUCAAUAUGGGGUCCAGCGUGAUGCUACAUUUCCAAAAGCCGGAGUUUGCCUCUGGGCUCAACACGGUGUUUGGUCCAUCCAAGAUGGCCGAGUACUGCAACAGGAUUACUUUUCGAGAGUACCCCCCUCAACAGAUACAUCUUCAGAGACCACUCGUAUACGAUGGGUGGAUAAUCAUUGGCUUCCUUUCGCGAGACAAGUCAUCGACCUCGUACGAAAGAUUCAUUCCACUGCUAUUCUCUUCUUGGAGCCACCUGUCUAUGUCCCACCACCAGACCUAUUUAAUACAAUAUCAACAUCUUUACCAGAGACGGGCCACGGCCUUGAUGGCACAUUGAACAAAGAAUUGGUGACUAAUAUGGCCUAUGCUCCUCAUCAUUAUGAUGACCUUGUAUUACUCACAAGACGGUACCUGGGAUGGAUCAAUCUUGAUCUAUUAGGUCUGAGCCGUGGCCGACAAAAGUCUUUACUUGGAUCAUUUGUAUUUGGUAAAAAGUCUACACAAACUCUCUUUAGGAAUCAGAUAGUGGAGAUACAAAAGGAGUGUUAUGAACGGCUAGGUCAGCGGCCUGUUUUGAUUGGAGAAACAGGACUACAUUUUGAUGUUGGAAUGAAUGUUGCUCAGCAACGCAGAAAUGGCACUGAAUCGGCAGGCAACCGGAGUAAAAUAUGGUCUCUACCUUCAUGGCUCCGAUUUUCUUGGAAUACAGCUAGAAACGGUACGAACCUCAAACCCUCUACAGGUUCGACAAAAAUCAGUUACAGGCCACCUACGAAGCAGUUUCAGCGAGCAUUCGACAAUAUCCUUGAGGGCCUUGAGAGUACGCUAGUUCAUUACACGCUCUGGAACUACACGAUUGAGAAUGAUACGCAAUAUGGCGAUGGCUGGAAUGGCGAAAAUCUUAGCAUUUUCUCGGCGGAUGCUGCGAGGAUGACUACUGAUGAAAAAGAUAGCGACAGCGACAGCGACAUCUAUGGAGGAGGUGUUGUUCACAAGUUAGACCGCGGAGGACGUGCGAUUGAACAAUUCUGUCGACCAUAUCCUGUGGCGACAGUUGGAUACCCUAUUGAAGUCGUUUUUAAUCGUCAUGAAAAUGCGAAGACCUUUACGCUCAGGACAAAGACCGCAGCCAACGAUGGCCAUGCCAGGAAACUGGGCUCUACCGCUAAUCUGAAGACCGAAAUAUUUGUCCCAAAUUAUCACUUCCAUGGUCCUGAACACUGCAGCGUGACCGUAAGUGAUGGAACGUGGGAGUGGAAUCAGGAGCAACAAACAGUGCUCUGGUCAUAUGGUGAGACAAAUAGUGAACCAGAAGCCAUCAAUGCUGGUUAUAUUUAUCAUCGGCUUGAGAUACGAAGGCGAGUAUAG